This is a messenger RNA of Patiria miniata (bat star), 2112 nucleotides long. RefSeq names its product 2-(3-amino-3-carboxypropyl)histidine synthase subunit 1-like (gene dph1). Gene Ontology annotation, biological process: protein histidyl modification to diphthamide. Bases 135 to 1508 code for a protein of 457 amino acids. Gene Ontology annotation, molecular function: 2-(3-amino-3-carboxypropyl)histidine synthase activity. The record is from RefSeq and is a predicted model, not a curated record. Lineage: Eukaryota; Metazoa; Echinodermata; Asteroidea; Valvatida; Asterinidae. The transcript has 12 exons.
CAAGUUUGAGAACGAAGUUGUAACAAAGUGUAGUCGGGCCCACCAGCUCGACAAGAAAUCAUUGAUAUUGUAUACCAUGACGUCUGGUCACCGCACUGAUAUCAGUUGCAUAUUCGGACAACGAACGAAGCACGAUGGCAGAGAAAACUGUAGUUAUUUCUGCAAAGAAUUCUCAACCCAGACGAAUUGUCGGUGGAAAAGGUUUGAAAGUAGCUCAUCAAAUUCCAGAGGAAAUCCUAAAAAAUCCAGAAUUAAAGAAUGCCCUUGAACAACUCCCUUCAAACUACAACUUUGAAAUACCAAAGACUGUAUGGCGGAUUAAGUCAACUGGAACCAAACGAGUUGCCCUACAGUUUCCAGAAGGCCUGCUCAUGUUUGCCUGCACCAUUGCAGAUAUUAUAGAAAGAUUUACGGAUGCUGACACAUUGAUCAUGGGUGAUGUCACAUAUGGCGCAUGCUGCGUGGAUGACUACACAGCCAAAGCAUUAGGCGCAGACCUAAUGGUGCACUAUGGACACAGUUGUCUCGUUCCUAUCAGUAUGACAGAGGGCAUCAACAUGUUGUAUGUGUUCGUUGACAUUCGGAUUGAUACAGCGCACUUCGUUGACACAAUCAGACACAACCUUGAUCCCAGGGCUUCAAUCGCUCUCGUCAGUACUAUCCAGUUUGUGGCAGCUUUGCAGUCUGCGUACGAGCAACUGACUCCAGACUACAGUGUACAGAUUCCCCAAUGUAAACCAUUGUCACCAGGGGAGAUCCUUGGAUGUACAGCGCCGAGGCUGAGCAACGUCGACAACAUCAUAUAUUUAGGAGACGGGAGAUUUCACUUAGAAGCUGUUAUGAUUGCCAACCCAGGAAUCCAGGCAUACAGAUAUGAUCCGUACAGUAAGGUGUUUUCCAAGGAGUAUUAUGAGACUGACAGGAUGCAUGAGUUGAGACAAUCGGCCAUCAAACAGGCCUGUACAGCUAAGACAUUCGGGCUGAUUCUAGGAACUCUAGGAAGACAAGGAUCACCCAAAGUUCUGGAGCAACUCCAGUCACGACUGAAGGCCGCUGGUAAAGAAUACGUCUUGGUGCUUCUCUCUGAAAUCUACCCAGAUAAAUUGAAGCUUCUUCCGGAUGUUGAUGCAUGGAUUCAGAUAGCCUGCCCUCGCCUGUCCAUUGACUGGGGAUACGCAUUCGAGAAGCCCCUACUGUCUCCAUAUGAAGCCUCGGUUGUACUUCAGUCCAUUGAGUGGCAGGCAACUUAUCCCAUGGACUUCUACUCCAACUCUAGCCUUGGGCCAUGGACAGUCAACAACGAGGUGAACUUACCACCAAAACCAGCCAGAAAAUCACGGCCGAGGAAAGCCGGAGGGCUGACACGAGUCACCGUGGAAGUGGAAAGCCUCGGGGAAAUGAAAUUAUCGCAAGCAGGACAGGAGAAGAGUACAGAGAGUAAAAGUGUCGACGGUUCAUCAAAUGAGGCCUGCGGUGCUUGUGAACAUUGCACAUGCCCAUCCACGUGAUAGUCGAUUAUCUGGAUUAAAACUUGAACUUCAUUCUUCAGAUUAUAAUCACAUCCAUCGUGACAUGACUUGUAGGACUGUUACUCCUCAGAUUCAAUAUGUGCACAGAUAAAUCCAAGUUGCCCACUAUUUGUGAUGGCUAGGCUGGCUCCUCCGAAGCUCGUUGCGGUAUUUCUCACAGUGCACUCCCCGUUAGCGACGAGUUCAGAGCUAUACAAAACACAUGUGUGAUGGGUGUUCCAGAAUGAAAGCGUCCCAGUCUACAGAACCGUCACCGUAAUUUCAGCAAAGGAUUGGCGUAAAUCCAACGUUGUUGGAUAUUUGGAUAUUUAUUAAUUGAAUUAACAAUUUCUGCCUCAUUAUAAUUUCUAUAAUUCCACAGUUGUUAUACUUGCUGUUAAAACUAUACCCUUUCCAAAACAAAUUCACAGUGUGAGAAGAAUUUAAAACCUCAUUUGUGUUACUUAUUAGUGUAUCUCAACUGGAGAAGAUCAUAAAAAAACAGGGCCAACUAAAGGGAACUCAGAAUAAUAGGAUUUUUGUUUUCCCAGAACCCAUUCACACGAUGUACAUAUGCAUUAAACCAGUACAAAUGGUAAGAAAA